AUGAUCCUGCACCAGGUUGAGAGCCUGGCUGCGGCCGGUGUCACCGAUAUCGUUCUGGCCGUCAACUACCGUCCCGAUGUCAUGGUCUCGACCCUCAAGAAGUACGAAGAGCAGUACAAUGUCCGCAUCGAGUUCUCAGUCGAGUCCGAGCCCCUCGGCACCGCCGGCCCCCUGAAACUCGCCGAGAAGAUCCUGGGCAAGGAUGACUCGCCCUUCUUCGUCCUGAACUCCGAUAUCAUCUGUGACUACCCCUUCAAGGAGCUCGCCGAAUUCCACAAGAGCCACGGCGACGAGGGAACCAUCGUCGUCACCAAGGUCGACGAGCCCUCCAAGUACGGUGUCGUCGUGCACAAGCCGAACCACGCCUCCCGCAUCGACCGGUUCGUCGAGAAGCCCGUGGAGUUCGUCGGUAACCGCAUCAACGCCGGCAUCUACAUCCUCAACCCCAGUGUCCUCAAGCGCAUCGACCUCCGUCCGACCUCCAUCGAGCAGGAGACGUUCCCCGCCAUCUGCAGCGACGGUCAGCUCCACUCCUUCGACCUCGAGGGCUUCUGGAUGGACGUCGGUCAGCCCAAGGACUUCCUCAGCGGCACAUGUCUCUACCUCACCUCCCUCGCCAAGCGCAACUCCAAGCUGCUGGCUCCCCACUCCGAGCCCUACGUCUACGGCGGAAACGUCAUGGUCGACCCCUCGGCUAAGAUCGGCAAGAACUGCCGCAUUGGACCCAACGUGGUCAUUGGGCCCAACGUCGUUGUCGGCGAUGGCGUCCGUCUCCAGCGGUGUGUUCUCCUUGAGAACAGCAAGGUCAAGGACCAUGCCUGGGUGAAGUCCACCAUUGUCGGAUGGAACAGCUCCGUCGGCAAGUGGGCGCGUCUGGAGAACGUCACCGUGCUGGGCGAUGAUGUGACCAUCGCCGACGAAGUCUACGUCAACGGCGGCUCUAUCCUGCCGCACAAGAGCAUCAAGCAGAACGUUGAUGGUAAGUGA
Messenger RNA from Aspergillus terreus NIH2624, 987 nucleotides. Its product is annotated as mannose-1-phosphate guanyltransferase. Gene Ontology annotation, biological process: GDP-mannose biosynthetic process; cell wall mannoprotein biosynthetic process. The coding region runs from base 1 to 987 and encodes 328 amino acids. Lineage: Eukaryota; Fungi; Ascomycota; Eurotiomycetes; Eurotiales; Aspergillaceae. The record is from RefSeq and is a predicted model, not a curated record. The transcript has a single exon. Gene Ontology annotation, molecular function: GTP binding; mannose-1-phosphate guanylyltransferase (GTP) activity. Gene Ontology annotation, cellular component: cytoplasm.